AUGUCAUCCGCGAAUCCCAAGACUGUUUUGUUCCUCGGAGCCACCGGCGGCUGCGGCCUGUCAGCCCUGCGCCGCUCCCUUGACGCUGGCUUCACGUGCAUCGCCCUGUGCCGCACCCCCUCUAAGCUGGCCUCCAUCCUGCUGCCUGAACAAUAUCCCAACCUGCGGAUUGCGCAGGGAAACGCUCACGAUGCCGACGUCGUUGCCCGCCACCUCGUUUCGCCUCUAGACGCAACCCGCUUCGGCAUGGCCGUCCUUCUCGAUGCCGUCAGAAAGCUGCGCGCAGAGAAGGGUGUCUCUGGGAACCCGCGCGUCCUUGGCCUUAGCAGCACCGGCAUCUCAAAGUUUGCCAGGGAUACGCCUUUUAUCAUUGCGCCACUCUACAAGGGACUGCUGCACGUCCCGCAUGAGGACAAGCGCGCUAUGGAGGAGCUGUUGUUUGCCAGCAACGAGGCUUGGACCGUCGUCCGUGCCAGUUUCCUCACCAACGGCAAGGAGCAACCGUCGGGUGCUGUCCGGGUUGGCGUUGAGGACCCCGUCAAGGGCGUGGAGCAGCUUGCUAUUGGGUACUCCAUUUCGCGCGAGGAUGUCGGCCGGUGGAUAUUUGAAAACGUUCUCCAGAAGGAUGGCAACGAUGAGUUCGUCCGCAAAGUUGCAACCAUCACUUACUGA
This is a messenger RNA of Colletotrichum graminicola M1.001, 672 nucleotides long. RefSeq lists its product as uncharacterized. The transcript has 2 exons. The record is from RefSeq and is a predicted model, not a curated record. The coding region runs from base 1 to 672 and encodes 223 amino acids. Lineage: Eukaryota; Fungi; Ascomycota; Sordariomycetes; Glomerellales; Glomerellaceae.